Messenger RNA from Protobothrops mucrosquamatus (brown spotted pit viper), 929 nucleotides. RefSeq names its product eukaryotic translation initiation factor 4E family member 2 (gene EIF4E2). The record is from RefSeq and is a predicted model, not a curated record. Gene Ontology annotation, biological process: translational initiation. Gene Ontology annotation, molecular function: RNA 7-methylguanosine cap binding; translation initiation factor activity. Gene Ontology annotation, cellular component: eukaryotic translation initiation factor 4F complex; cytoplasm. The transcript is spliced from 7 exons. The coding region runs from base 90 to 929 and encodes 279 amino acids. NCBI's taxonomy places the organism in Eukaryota, Metazoa, Chordata, Lepidosauria, Squamata, Viperidae.
AGACUGCGAAUGGAAGAGAGGCAGGCCGCUGAACGGAAGUCGUGCGGCUGAGGGGAGGCGAAGCGGCUUCGAGUGACGGAGCGAAGAGGAUGAACAACAAAUUCGACGCGGCAUAUAGUUCCCCUUGCCAUUCUCAAAGUCCUGUUAGCCUGAAGGAUGACGACAGCGGCGAUCAUGACCAGAAUGAAGAGAACAGCACACAGAAAGAUGGUGAGAAGGAAAAAAACGACAAAGACAAACCCCAAAGCAGUGCCAAGAGGAAGGCUGCGGUUCCGGGACCGGCUGAGCACCCUCUGCAGUAUAAUUACACGUUCUGGUACUCCAGGCGGACCCCGGGGAGACCCACCAGCUCUCAGAGUUACGAACAGAACAUCAAGCAAAUCGGCACCUUCGCCUCGGUGGAACAGUUCUGGCGGUUUUACAGCCACAUGGUCCGUCCUGGGGACCUGACAGGCCACAGCGACUUCCAUCUUUUCAAAGAAGGGAUUAAACCUAUGUGGGAGGACGAUGCCAACAAGAACGGGGGCAAGUGGAUUAUCCGCCUCCGAAAGGGCCUGGCAUCCCGGUGCUGGGAGAACCUCAUUCUGGCUAUGCUGGGAGAACAGUUUAUGGUGGGGGAAGAAAUCUGUGGGGCCGUCGUCUCCGUCCGUUUCCAGGAAGAUAUCAUCUCCAUAUGGAACAAGACAGCCAGCGACCAGGCCACCACGGCCAGGAUCAGGGACACCUUACGACGAGUUCUCAACCUUCCCCCCAACACCAUCAUGGAGUACAAAACGCACACGGACAGCAUCAAGUACGUGCCCGGGAUGCGGGGAGGGUGCGAGAAAUGGCCGGAACGCGCUUGGUUUCCGUGUCCUUACGGUCCUGAAUGCUGCUUGAACACAAAUAGAAGGCAUGGUGGGCGCAUAUUCUAUGGCAGUGGUGGCUAA